AUGGUGGCAGAAGCCGCUCCCGCUCCAGCCACCGCCGCGCCGGCCAAAGCUCCCAAGAAGAAAAGCGCCCCCCGGCCCAAGAAAGCCGGGCCCAGCGUCGGCGAGCUCAUCGUCAAGGCUGUUUCUCAGUCUAAGGAGAGGAGCGGCGUGUCUCUCGCCGCCCUCAAGAAGGCUCUGGCUGCCGGCGGCUACGACGUGGACAAGAACAACUCCCGCGUCAAGAUCGCCGUCAAGAGCCUCGUGACGAAGGGCACUCUGGUGCAGACCAAAGGCACCGGCGCCUCCGGCUCCUUCAAACUCAACAAGAAACAAGCCGAGCCCAAGAAGAAGCCGGCAAAGAAAGCGGCGCCAAAAGCCAAGAAGGCGGCCGCCAAAAAGCCCGCCGCUGCUAAGAAGCCCAAGAAGGUAGCGGCGAAGAAGCCCGCGGCCGCUAAGAAAUCGACGAAAAAAGCCAAAAAACCGGCGGCGGCCAAGAAAGUCGCCAAGUCUCCCAAGAAAGCCAAGAAGCCGGCGGCCCCGAAGAAGGCGGCCAAGAGCCCGAAGAAAGCGAAGGCGGUCAAACCCAAAGCAGCGAAAAAAAAAAAGAAGACGCGCCGUUUUACCUUCCUGUCCUGUUUUCUCCGCUCAGAAACGGCUCUUUUAAGAGCCACACCCACAUUUUCCUCUCAGAGAGCUCGGUUUUUCCUUUGCGCCGCAGAAACAAAUGGCGGCGUGAGCCUUCAGAGAGCUCAACGGCGCGUUUGGGGAGAGUCUCGGCGAGGGCGUGAGCGAACUCCCACUAAGCUGGCGGCCACUGGGGGCAGAGCUGCUCUCUGCUGA
Colossoma macropomum (tambaqui) is the source of this 819-nucleotide messenger RNA. RefSeq names its product histone H1-like. Gene Ontology annotation, biological process: nucleosome assembly; negative regulation of DNA recombination; chromosome condensation. The transcript has 2 exons. NCBI's taxonomy places the organism in Eukaryota, Metazoa, Chordata, Actinopteri, Characiformes, Serrasalmidae. The record is from RefSeq and is a predicted model, not a curated record. Gene Ontology annotation, molecular function: structural constituent of chromatin; double-stranded DNA binding; nucleosomal DNA binding. Gene Ontology annotation, cellular component: nucleus; nucleosome. Bases 1 to 819 code for a protein of 272 amino acids.